Molecule: messenger RNA, 1638 nt
Organism: Choloepus didactylus (southern two-toed sloth)
Lineage: Eukaryota; Metazoa; Chordata; Mammalia; Pilosa; Megalonychidae
Product: aromatase
Exons: 10
Coding region: 1-1428 (475 amino acids)
Molecular function (GO): monooxygenase activity; heme binding; iron ion binding
Source: RefSeq, a predicted model, not a curated record
AUGAUUUUGGAAAUGCUGAACCCAACGCAUUAUAACAUCACCAGCAUGGUGCCUGAAGCCGUGCCUGUGGCGACCAUGCCAAUCCUGCUGCUCACUGCCUUUCUUCUCUUGGUUUGGAAUUAUGAGGACACAACCUCCAUACCAGGUCCUGGCUAUUGUAUGGGCAUUGGUCCCCUCAUUUCACAUGGCAGAUUCCUGUGGAUGGGGAUUGGCAAUGCCUGCAACUACUACAACAAGAUGUAUGGAGAAUUCAUGAGAGUCUGGAUAUGUGGAGAGGAAACACUCAUUAUUAGCAAGUCCUCAAGUAUGUUCCACAUAAUGAAGCACAGUCACUACAGCUCCCGAUUUGGUAGCAAACUUGGGUUGCAGUGCAUUGGCAUGCAUGAAAACGGCAUCAUAUUUAACAAUAAUCCAGCCCUCUGGAAAGCAAUCCGACCUUUCUUUAUAAAAGCUCUAUCUGGCCCUGGCCUUGUGCGGAUGGUGACAAUUUGUGUUGAAUCCAUCAAAACACAUCUGGACAGGUUGGAGGAGGUCACCAGUGAGGCGGGAUAUGUCGAUGUGUUGACCCUCAUGCGGCGCAUCAUGCUGGACACCUCCAACAUGCUAUUCUUGGGGAUCCCCUUGGACGAAACUGCCAUCGUGGUUAAAAUCCAGGGUUAUUUUCAUGCAUGGCAAGCUCUCCUUCUCAAACCAGACAUCUUCUUUAAGAUUUCUUGGCUAUACAAAAAAUAUGAAAAAUCUGUCAAGGAUUUAAAAGAUGCUCUAGAAAUUCUAAUAGAAGAAAAAAGACACAAAAUUUUCGCAGCAGAGAAACUAGAAGACUGCAUGGAUUUUGCCACUCAGUUGAUUUUUGCCGAGAAACGUGGUGACCUGACAAGAGAGAAUGUGAACCAGUGCAUAUUGGAAAUGAUGAUUGCAGCACCUGAUACCAUGUCGGUCUCUGUGUUUUUCAUGCUAUUUAUCAUUGCAAAGCACCCUAAGGUUGAAGAAGCAAUAAUGAAGGAAAUCCAGACUGUUGUUGGUGAAAGAGACAUAAGGAUUGAUGAUAUACAAAAGUUAAAAGUGGUGGAAAACUUCAUUUAUGAGAGCAUGAGGUACCAGCCUGUCGUGGACUUGGUCAUGCGCAAAGCUUUACAAGAUGACAUAAUUGAUGGCUACCCAGUGAGAAAGGGGACUAACAUUAUCCUGAAUAUUGGAAGAAUGCAUAGGCUUGAGUUUUUCCCCAAGCCCAAUGAAUUUACUCUUGAAAACUUUGCGAAGAAUGUUCCUUACAGGUAUUUUCAGCCAUUUGGUUUUGGGCCCCGUGGCUGUGCAGGGAAGUACAUCGCCAUGGUGAUGAUGAAAGCCAUCCUGGUUACACUUCUGAGACGAUUCCACGUGCAGACAAUGCAAGGAGGGUGUAUUGAAAACAUGCAGAAAAAAAAAUGACUUGUCCUUGCACCCAGAUGAGACUGGCGACUUGCUGGAAAUGAUUUUUACCCCAAGAAAUUCAGACAAGUACCUCAACCACUAAAGAAAACUGGUCUCAGAGAACUGGGAUGUGUAUAUUCUUAGAGAAAUGUAUGCAUAGAAGAGCUCUAUCACUGUCGAAUUGUGAGGACAACUGUAGCCUCCUAUCCUCAGAUGUACUGGACAUCC